GUCACGUAACGCCUGGGGGGCCGGGCCGGGGCGGGCCUGACUGUGCAGCCGCUCCCCCGGAAGCCGUUUCGGGGCUAUAGCGGAAGGGAGGCGGGGCCCGGCCUCUUUGGUCCUGGCGGCGGGGGAAGAUGACGAAGGGCACGUCAUCAUUUGGUAAGCGAAGAAAUAAGACACACACCUUGUGUCGUCGAUGUGGGUCCAAGGCAUACCACCUGCAGAAGUCUACCUGUGGGAAAUGUGGAUAUCCCGCAAAGCGUAAGAGAAAGUAUAACUGGAGCGCAAAGGCUAAGAGACGCAACACCACUGGUACUGGUCGCAUGAGGCACCUGAAAAAGGUCUAUCGUCGAUUCAGGAAUGGAUUCCGUGAGGGAACCACACCGAAGCCCAAGAGGGCAGCUGUUGCAGCCUCCAGUUCAUCAUAAAGAUUCAUCUAUUUGCUAAAAUAAAUGGUCUUACCAGAAAAUCUGUUA
Molecule: messenger RNA, 470 nt
Organism: Oxyura jamaicensis (ruddy duck)
Lineage: Eukaryota; Metazoa; Chordata; Aves; Anseriformes; Anatidae
Gene: RPL37
Product: ribosomal protein L37
Exons: 4
Coding region: 129-422 (97 amino acids)
Biological process (GO): translation
Cellular component (GO): ribosome; cytosolic large ribosomal subunit
Molecular function (GO): structural constituent of ribosome; RNA binding
Source: RefSeq, a predicted model, not a curated record